AUGGAGUGGGGUUACCUGUUGGAAGUGACCUCGCUGCUGGCCGCCCUGGCGCUGCUGCAGCGCUCAAGCGGCGCGGCGGCCGCCUCAGCCAAGGAGCUGGCGUGCCAAGAGAUCACCGUGCCGCUGUGCAAAGGCAUCGGCUACAACUACACCUACAUGCCCAACCAGUUCAACCACGACACGCAGGACGAGGCGGGCCUGGAGGUGCACCAGUUCUGGCCGCUGGUGGAGAUCCAGUGCUCGCCCGACCUCAAGUUCUUCCUGUGCAGCAUGUACACGCCCAUCUGCCUGGAGGACUACAAGAAGCCGCUGCCGCCCUGCCGCUCGGUGUGCGAGCGCGCCAAGGCCGGCUGCGCGCCGCUCAUGCGCCAGUACGGCUUUGCCUGGCCCGACCGCAUGCGCUGCGACCGGCUCCCCGAGCAGGGCAACCCUGACACGCUGUGCAUGGACUACAACCGCACCGACCUCACCACGGCCGCGCCCAGCCCGCCGCGCCGCCUGCCGCCGCCGCCGCCCGGCGAGCAGCCACCCUCGGGCAGCGGCCACGGCCGCCCGCCCGGAGCCAGGCCCCCGCACCGCGGCGGCGGCAGGGGCGGGGGCGGCGGGGACGCGGAGUCGCCCCCAGCUCGAGGCGGCGGCGGCGGCGGGAAGGCGCGGCCCCCUGGCGGCGGCGCGGCUCCCUGCGAGCCAGGGUGCCAGUGCCGCGCGCCCAUGGUGAGCGUGUCCAGCGAGCGGCACCCACUCUACAACCGCGUCAAGACAGGCCAGAUCGCCAACUGCGCCCUGCCGUGCCACAAUCCCUUCUUCAGCCAGGACGAGCGCGCCUUCACGGUCUUCUGGAUCGGCCUGUGGUCGGUGCUCUGCUUCGUGUCCACCUUCGCCACCGUCUCCACCUUCCUCAUUGACAUGGAGCGCUUCAAGUACCCCGAGCGGCCCAUCAUCUUUCUCUCGGCCUGCUACCUCUUCGUGUCGGUGGGCUACCUGGUGCGCCUGGUGGCGGGCCACGAGAAGGUGGCGUGCAGCGGCGGCGCGCCGGGCGCUGGCGGCGCGGGGGGCGCGGGGGGCGCGGCGGCGGCGGCAAGCGCGGGCGCGGCGGGCGCGGGCGCGGGCGGUCCCGGCGGGCGCGGCGAGUACGAGGAGCUGGGGGCCGUGGAGCAGCAUGUGCGCUAUGAGACCACCGGCCCGGCGCUGUGCACCGUGGUCUUUUUGCUCGUCUACUUCUUCGGCAUGGCCAGCUCCAUCUGGUGGGUGAUCCUGUCGCUCACUUGGUUCCUAGCGGCGGGCAUGAAGUGGGGCAACGAAGCCAUCGCGGGCUACUCGCAGUACUUCCACUUGGCCGCGUGGCUCGUGCCCAGCGUCAAGUCCAUCGCCGUGUUGGCGCUCAGCUCGGUGGAUGGCGACCCGGUGGCGGGCAUCUGCUACGUGGGCAACCAGAGCCUCGACAACCUGCGCGGCUUCGUGCUGGCUCCGCUCGUCAUCUACCUCUUCAUCGGCACCAUGUUUCUGCUGGCAGGCUUCGUGUCGCUCUUCCGCAUCCGCUCGGUCAUCAAGCAGCAGGGCGGCCCCACCAAGACGCACAAGCUGGAGAAGCUCAUGAUCCGCCUGGGCCUCUUCACCGUGCUCUACACCGUGCCCGCCGCCGUCGUGGUCGCCUGCCUCUUCUACGAGCAGCACAACCGUCCGCGCUGGGAGGCCACGCACAACUGCCCGUGCCUGCGGGACCUGCAGCCAGACCAGGCGCGCAGGCCCGACUACGCGGUCUUCAUGCUCAAGUACUUCAUGUGCCUCGUGGUGGGCAUCACCUCGGGCGUGUGGGUCUGGUCCGGCAAGACGCUCGAGUCCUGGCGCUCGCUGUGCACCCGCUGCUGCUGGGCCAGCAAAGGCGCCGCGGUGGGUGGGGGCGCGGGUGCCACGGCCGCGGGGGGUGGCGGCGGGCCGGGGGGCGGUGGCAGCGCGGGGCCCGGCGGGGGCGGGGGGCCGGGCGGCGGCGGGGGCUCCCUCUACAGCGACGUCAGCACCGGCUUGACGUGGCGGUCUGGCACGGCCAGCUCCGUGUCUUAUCCAAAGCAGAUGCCAUUGUCCCAGGUCUGA
This is a messenger RNA of Cynocephalus volans (Philippine flying lemur), 2091 nucleotides long. RefSeq names its product frizzled class receptor 8 (gene FZD8). The record is from RefSeq and is a predicted model, not a curated record. Bases 1 to 2091 code for a protein of 696 amino acids. NCBI's taxonomy places the organism in Eukaryota, Metazoa, Chordata, Mammalia, Dermoptera, Cynocephalidae. The transcript has a single exon. Gene Ontology annotation, cellular component: plasma membrane. Gene Ontology annotation, molecular function: Wnt receptor activity; Wnt-protein binding. Gene Ontology annotation, biological process: canonical Wnt signaling pathway; non-canonical Wnt signaling pathway.